Orbicella faveolata is the source of this 1231-nucleotide messenger RNA. RefSeq lists its product as uncharacterized. The record is from RefSeq and is a predicted model, not a curated record. NCBI's taxonomy places the organism in Eukaryota, Metazoa, Cnidaria, Anthozoa, Scleractinia, Merulinidae.
GUCUUGCGUCUAUUUAUUAUUACUUUAGAUGGUACAUCAAGUAUUUCAUACAGCCUUCCGCGAGAUUUAAUUCAAACUAUAGUCAAUGAAGCUGUGGCCACAAAAGACUGGAGAAGACUUCAUAUUCUUUUUCUUGGCGGUGGAGGGGAGAAACAGUACAGUAACGGUUCAGGAGGUCUCGCAAUGGGAUGCGAUGCAAGCAAUGUUCCCUUAGAAGACAUUAUUCGCUGUGACUUUUCAAAUCUGAGAACAUUCAUAAAUAUCCUACUGGAGCAUAAAGCGAAUGCUAACCCUCAAAAAGGAAGCAGCGAAGAUCUCGUUGACGUCGCCAUUCAGUUAGAAAAAUUUGAUGUGGCAAGUUUGCUGAUGGAUAAGAGGAAUAAGACUGGAGCUGAUGUCAAGACCAGUGCAAAUAACAUACCCCAGAAAACGUUCAGAGCCGAUGGAUUCGAAGCUGCGCGUAAAGGAAAUAACAGUAGAGCCAUCGAGCUUUUACAACUGUCUUUGAAGCACGAGGACACCACGCUUGACGAAAAACGGAAAAUGCUUCAGCUUCUUUGUGAAUUGUACUUUAAAGAAAAGGCCUUUGAUGGUUGUCUUGACACGGGUCAGAAGUUAAAGGAAACUUACAAGGGACAGAAGAAUGAGGUAAAAAUUCUAACGGGAUCUCAGUUUAUUAAGUAAGUUAUUAUCUUACAGGGAGUUGGGACGACGUGUUGCUGAAACGCCUCUUGACGUUUAAUUUGUAUAGGCAUGUAUCGAUCUUAUAUAAUAGUCCGAAAUAUAGAGGAGAAAUUAAUUACAAAACGGCUUACGUCGACUCGUCAGUGAGCUACCUCUGUUUCCCGUGGCUUUUGGAACCGUUUCAAAGCGAUUCCAGCGAGCUAGUUUUCAUUUCACUGUUUUCCUCUCUAUAUAUCAUUCCUCACUGUUUUCCUCUCUAUAUAUCAUUCCUCAAGCUAGAUAGGCCCGAAUGGUGCAGCCCAGCAAAUCGACUGAAGGAAAACAGCUAUAAAUUUGCACUAAGAGUUCCUAUCUCCUGAAGAUUCCAUCGAGAGCAGGUCUGAUAGUUGCUCUAGCCAUUGCUUCCCUUCCACCUCAUAUCCCUUCUCCCACACAAGAUUUCAAACGGUCGGUGCCCGGAACACUUGGUGCUCAACGUAUCAUUCGGACAGGUCUCGAACGUAAAGACUCCCACUCGGAGAACGUUUUCUUCCAGUGAAGUAAAGCA